Messenger RNA from Vidua chalybeata, 6073 nucleotides. It is a transcript of the gene BRI3BP, whose product is annotated as BRI3 binding protein. The record is from RefSeq and is a predicted model, not a curated record. The coding region runs from base 1 to 726 and encodes 241 amino acids. Lineage: Eukaryota; Metazoa; Chordata; Aves; Passeriformes; Viduidae. Gene Ontology annotation, cellular component: mitochondrion. The transcript has 3 exons.
AUGGCGGCGGCGCGGCGGGUGCAGCUGCGGGCGCUGCUGCUGCUGCUGCUGCUGCUGCUGCUGCUCGGCGCGGCGGGGCCCGGCGCUCGGGCCGCGCGGAGCCGCGGGGCCGACCGCCAGAACAGCCUCCGCCGCGCCGCCAGCGGCCUCUACCAGGGCGUCAGCGGCCUCUUCGGCGAGGACAACGUGCGGGCCCUGCAGAAGUUUUUCUCAAGGUUGACAGAGAGGUUUGUGAAUGGGGUGGAUGUAUUAAUGGACACAUUCUGGAGAAUAUGGACUGAUUUGUUAGAUGUUCUUGGAAUUGAUGCCUCCAACCUGACUCAUUAUUUCAGCCCGGCAGCGAUUGCCAACAACCCGACCCGCGCCCUCCUGCUGAUCGGUGCCAUUCUACUGGCCUACUGGUUUUUAUCUCUCUUCCUUGGAUUCUUCUUCUAUCUCCUGCACAUGCUGUUUGGCCGCUUCUUCUGGAUCGCCAGGGUGGCCCUGUUCACCCUGUCCUGUGUGUACAUCCUGCAGAAGUACGAGGGCGACCCGGAGCACGCCGUGCUGCCCCUCUGCUUCGUCGUGGCCGUCUACUUCAUGACGGGGCCGGUUGGGUUUUACUGGAGAAGAAACAGCAACAGCAGCCUGGAGGAGAAGAUGGACCACCUGGAUAGUCAGAUCAGACUGCUGAACAUCCGCCUUUCCAGGGUGAUCGAGAACCUGGACAGGGGCAGCGAGCAGUGAACCCGCCCCUACUCACCACUCUACACCAGCUCUGGAAAAAUCCUAAGCACUGUCUCAUCCGAAGUUACAAAGCAACAAAACAUCACAUGGUAAAAAGUGUGCGAAGUUAUAACUUUCCAUCGUGUCUAAGACUUAAUUUGUCUAGGUUAAACACUCAGCCGUUAGACUUCUAGGAGAAAGGAAAAAACAUUUACAAAAUUCAGCUGUAUAUUCAGAGUUUUAUCCAGUACUAGAAUUUUCUCAGUAGAUAAACGCUUACUUUUACAAGCAUUUAAAAGCAUCUUUUGUAAAGUUUUUAUAAAAGCAAAUUGAGUAGUCUUUCAGAUAUUGAAAUUGAGUUAAACAUAUGCAAAUUUGACAAUUUAACAGUUAAAAAGAAAAAAAAAAAAUCUCAAGCUACCAAGCACUUCCAUUGAGAAGUAACUGCUGUGGGUCCAUAUUUUUUCUUCAGAGUUGUGAAUGUUUUUGUGUUUUUGUUGGCUUAUUCCAUUGCCUUGAAGUUGCCUUUCAUAGAGUAUCAGAUGAGGAAUUUUCUGGUAUCCAGGCCAAAAAAUUCACACCAUAGCUUUUAACAGGAGGUGGGGAAUGAGGGAGAAGGAAGAUCUGAAGUCCUUAAAUGCCAGUCCAAUGUGAGGAAGCACACGUGUGGCAUUUUAUCAUUGCAUUUCAUCCCGAGAACUUUAAUUUGUUAGUGUCUGGAAGGAAAUCUGCUUUAAUAAAUUGGCACAGAAGGAAGAUGUAGCGCGACAAAUUGUAAUUCAUAUUCGAUCUGCACAGUGAAGCAUUUGCCAAGCUUAAGUACAUAGACUAAAACAUGGCUUUUAAUCUCAGGACCCACGUACCUUCUCAGAAAAGGCAGCAGAUGAAACACGUGCAAAUGUAUUGUUGCUUAAAGCUUUCUCAGGACCAAUCAGCGGCAAUAAAUUACCUUCAGGAAGAUCUGGAUUUUUUUCUAAAAUUACAAUAGUUUUAUAGGAGCUUUUUGCUUGAAGUCUAUGUCCUCAUUAGGUUUUGGGAAAAGCGAGUCACCUUUAAGAGGAGGGUGCAGGAAACGGUUCUCUUUCAAAGCCGUGGAGCUUUGGAGCAAUUUUAUUUUUAUUUUGCAGGGUUUCUGUAUUUCUUAGAGCUAACGAGCUUGGUAGGGCAUCACUGGCUGUGCUGGUUUACUGAAACAAAGGUAACCUCAGGGAAGGAAGUCUGGAAUGUGGUUUCACCUGGAAGCAGCAGCAUCCAAGGACACAGACGUGAGGAGGGAAGGGAAGCACCUACCCCUAGUGAUGAGCACAGUUCUGAUACCACGAGGGGUAGGAUGGAGCACAGCUGGAGCAUUCCAUAUUCCAUAGGGUCCAAACGAACAACUACAUCAAAAAGUGCAACAAAAAUUGGUCUGGGAUGGGGCCUGGCCACAAAGCAAGGGAGUGAGGAGGAGGAGGAGGAGGUUCCCCAGGUGUGCCUGCCAGUGCCAGCUCUGGUGGGACAGGCUGGGGCAGCUGAGCACAGCUUGUUCUUCCACUGGGCAAAGCUUCUGGAUGUGAUGCUUAACUGAAUGUAACUGUGGGGCGAGUUUAUUUUUCUCUUUAUGCUGGAGUUUAAUGUUCUUGAAAUAUGUGUAUUACUUGCCUAACCUCUUUGGGUCUGUGUGUGGCAUUUCCAUGGGGGUUAUUUUUAAAUCCAUGUUAAUGGCCUUUACUCCUGGUGAUCACUUCGGUUCAACACGGUUGAAGUUCAUAUGCACUUGGCACAGUUGGAAUGCAUUUUAAUUUUUUAUGUCACCUGUAAAUCCCCCUGCACCCCAUUUAUUAACAAGUACAUGGUUUAGAGUUGUUAAAUAACUGGUUAUCACAACUUAAAAUCUUUCCUGUGAUCAGAUAGGGACUAUGGCAACAAAUAGUCCAUUUUGUCAAGCUGAAAAUGUAAAUUACAGUAAAUUCCUUUUUUCAGCUCAUUUUCCAUAUUAUUACAGAGUCUUCCCUGUAGACUCAGUUCUCCCUACUGUUGUGCACAGAGGACUGGGCUGAAAUGCCAACCUGGAAAUUAGGAAUUGUCUAGUAAAGCUUGUCAGGUCUUGAUGUGUUUUGCCAAAUUUGAGACCUGAGGACCAAAGUUUGCAAACCAUGCUCAUGUGAGUGGCUCCACCGCCUUCUUGGGACAAUGUGCAUGGGUCAGUUUGCAUAGAUUGUAUUUUGUGUAAUCCAUAUUUAACGUUAAAGUUAAAAAUACUGAACAUUUAUAUAUUAAGAGUUGUCUAUGAUAAAGAUUUCUUUGAAAGUAUUAUAUGAAUGUUAAUUUGGAUUAUAGUUUCUCCCUGUCUCACUCUAAUAAUUUAUCUUAGUUUUGUAAAAUCAGCCCUCCUAUAUUGAUAUUCUUUAUUUCGAUCACCCUGCUGCUUGAAAAAUGGUAUUUUUAUAUUUACUUGCAUCCCAUGUAUAGCAAAAUGUUAUGUGAAAAGCAGUAUAUAUAAAAUUGGGUAUUUUUAAUCAGUAUUUUUCCCAGCACUCAGUUUUCACAUUAGUCAAAUUCAGAAGUAACAAUUUUUUUAAAGCACAAUCUAAUCCUCAAUAUAUAUAUAUACAUAUAUAUAAAUAUAUAUACUUUAAAAAUGCUCUGUAUUUUUAAACAUGCACUGUAGUGAAAGCGCUUUUGGGGACAUGAAUGUGGUAUUGUAUUUAAUCUCUUUCAACUUUUGUAAAUACCUUUUACAAGUGUUUUCCAUACUGGGCCAUCUAGUUUAUCCACGGAGGUUUUUGCUGUUUUUUAGAAACCCGUGCCAGUGGCUGCACUGCUUUUGUAUCCCACAGAGCAUCUCAGAGACUGGCAGGGCUCUGUGUCACCUGUGGGCAAACCGAGCCUGGCAGGUGACACCUGCAGGGGUGGCACUGGACAACCCUCAGCAGUGGCACCUGUCCCAUGGCAGGGAUGGCACGGGACAACCCUCAGCAGUGACACCUGUCCUAGGUGAGGAUGGCACGGGACAACCCUCAGCAGUGACACCUGUCCUAGGUGAGGAUGGCACUGAACAACCCUCAGCAGUGACACCUGUCCUAGGUGAGGAUGGCACGGGACAACCCUCAGCAGUGACACCUGUCCUAGGUGAGGAUGGCACUGGACAACCCUCAGCAGUGACACCUGUCCUAGGUGAGGAUGGCACGGGACAACCCUCAGCAGUGACACCUGUCCUAGGUGAGGAUGGCACUGAACAACCCUCAGCAGUGACACCUGUCCUAGGUGAGGAUGGCACGGGACAACCCUCAGCAGUGACACCUGUCCUAGAUGAGGAUGGCACAGGACAACCCUCAGCAGGGACACCUGUCCUAGGUGAGGAUGGCACUGGACAAGCCUCAGCAGGGACACCUGUCCCAUGGCAGGGAUGGCACGGGACAACCCUCAGCAGUGACACCUGUCCUAGGUGAGGAUGGCACAGGACAACCCUCAGCAGGGACACCUGUCCUAGGUGAGGAUGGCAUGGGACAACCCUCAGCAGUGACACCUGUCCUAGGUGAGGAUGGCACAGGACAACCCUCAGCAGUGACACCUGUCCUAGGUGAGGAUGGCACAGGACAACCCUCAGCAGUGACACCUGUCCUAGGUGAGGAUGGCACUGGACAACCCUCAGCAGUGACACCUGUCCCAUGGCAGGGAUGGCACGGGACAACCCUCAGCAGUGACACCUGUCCCAUGGCAGGGAUGGCACGGGACAACCCUGGUAGCUUCAGCUUUUUGCCGUGACUUCAUGGAGCUCUGCCACAGCCAUGCCCGUGGUGCCCUGCUGGGAGCUGCUGCUGGGGCACAGGUGACACAGGGACAGCCUCACCUGGCUGCUCCUGCAGGACACAUCCUGCUCCUGGACCUUCCUGUGGCCGCUGGAGAACCCAUCCCUGAGUGAGCAGCUGGCACAAGCCCCAAGGAUGGGCUCUGGCUGCCCGGGAUCGGGAACUCGAUGGCGUUCUGAGGGUUUUCACCUGCCUGCUCUGGGAGCCAGCCUCUGGAAUCCUGCAGUGCUCUUCCCAUUCCUGAGGGUUUUCACCUGCCUGCUCUGGGAGCCAGCCUCUGGAAUCCUGCAGUGCUCUUCCCAUUCCUGAGGGUUUUCACCUGCCUGCUGUGGGAGCCAGCCUCUGGAAUCCUGCAGUGCUCUUCCCAUUCCUGAGGGUUUUCACCUGCCUGCUUUAGGACCCAGCCUCUGGAAUCCUGCAGUGCUCUUCCAGCUCUGGGAGGCAGCCUCUGGAAUCCUGCAGUGCUCUUCCCAUUCCUGAGGGUUUUCACCUGCCUGCUUUAGGACCCAGCCUCUGGGGUCCUGCCGUGCUCUUCCCAUUCCUGAGGGUUUUCACCUGCCUGCUGUGGGAGCCAGCCUCUGGAAUCCUGCAGUGCUCUUCCAGCUCUGGGAGGCAGCCUCUGGAAUCCUGCAGUGCUCUUCCCAUUCCUGAGGGUUUUCACCUGCCUGCUUUAGGACCCAGCCUCUGGGGUCCUGCCGUGCUCUUCCCAUUCCUGAAGGUUUUCACCUGCCUGCUUUAGGACCCAGCCUCUGGGGUCCUGCCGUGCUCUUCCUGCCCUCGCAGGGCGGCUCCCCUGGACGCACACACCUGUAGAUACCCGAGUGUCCUGUGGAAUGUGACACUUCCGCAGUGGUUUUGGGUGUCAGAGUGCAGUGUAAAACCUGGCGUGGCUCAGUGCUGUACUUCUAGCGCCUCCUUCACUUCGUGGUUUGCUUCUCAAGACUCGUUGCAUCGUCGGUGUGGAAAAUAGACCAGUAUCAACCUUAGCUCUUCGGUGGUGUAGAAGUGUUUCAGUGUGGUUUGCCUCACAUACUGAUCCGUAUUUGGCAGCUAAUGGCGUUAAGUGACCAUGAGUUCUCUUUGUCUGGGUUGGAAAAUAAAAGGUUUUAUUGUAUCCGCAUGUAUUUUAAACUUUUUGGAUAAUUCCAUCGACCUGUGAUGACAGCACAUGUAAAAACCGAUCUUUUCCUUUUAUUCAGAAGUUAUAUUUGCUGUGGUAGCACUUGUUGUUGGCACUGAUGGUAGUGAUUUCACGUCCUGUUUUGUACAUCAGGUUUCAUGAUUACAGUGUUUAAGUUUGUACAAUUGUUCAUGUAAAAAUGAUUUGGUCUGAAGAGAUGCCGUGUGUUCACUUCUGAUCCUAGACACAUCCGAGAUCCUACUGGUAAUACUGUUAAGUAGUUACAACUGUACCAGACUUAUUUUUUACAGAGCUUUACAUGCCUUUAUUUAUUCCUUUAUCGGACCAUCCAAACCAUGUACUCCGUAGUUCAGUAUUUGUAGACCAGUUUCACAAAUCAACUUAAGGUUAAUUGUGGCAAAGCUUCGAAUAAAUGUUUACUGAGACUUUGCACUGA